AUGAGCAAAAUUUCUCAAGAGGCCUUUGAGUAUCUUAAUAAACUGAGGCAGAAUCCUAAAUUGGCCAUCCCCAAAUUGCAAGAGCAUUUAAAGCUUUUCAAAGGGAAUGUCCUCUAGAAACCAGGAGAAAUACCACUUCAAACUAAUGAAGGUCCUAAAGCUGUCAAUGAGUGCAUCUCCUUCUUAUAAAAUCAGAAGCCACUUAAUCCUUUGACUUGGAGUAAAGGAUUAGAAUGUGCAGCCAGAGAUCAUGUUAAGGAUACAGGACCAAAAGGAGUCACAGGUCAUACAGGCACUGAUGGAUCAUCCAUGAGUGACAGAAUCGAAAGAUAUGGAGAAUGGGAUGUUACUGUUGGUGAAAACAUCAGUUAUGGAUAAACUACAGGAGAGGAUGUUAUCAUUCAAUUGAUUAUUGACGAUGGUGUUUCAUCUAGAGGACAUAGAAAAAACUGCUUUAAACCAGAAUUCGGAGUUGUAGGCAUCUACGAUGGAGAACAUAAAUAAUACAAAACUUAAUGCGUUUUUGAUUUUGCAGGAUCCUUCGAAGAUAAACCAGGACUUGAUGCCAGUGCACCUUCCCAGAAUGCCUCAUAGCAAUAACCAGAACAACAAUAAAAUAGAUAACCAGAUGCACCUCCUGCCUAGCCUUAAGCCAAAGACCCUGAUGAUAAAAUAACUUAAGAUGCCUUCAACUAUUUAAAUCAAGUCAGAUAAAAUCCCACUCUCCCUAUUCCAAAACUAUAAAAUUUGAUGAAACUAUUUAAAGGCAGUGUUCUUUAUAAACCUGGUGAAAUCCCUUUGCAAACCAAUGAAGGCACCAAAGUUAUAUAAGAAUUAAUUGCUUUUUUAUAAAAACAACAGCCUCUGCAUCCAUUAACAUAUGAAAAAGGAUUAGAAUAAGCUUGCUCUGAUCAUGUUAAGGACACUGGACCUAAAGGUGUUUGUGGUCACACCGGAACUGAUGGUUCCUCACUUUCUGACAGAAUCGAAAGAUAUGGAGAAUGGAAUGGCAAAAUAGGAGAGAACAUAAGUUAUGGAUAAAAAACAGGAGAAGAUGUUAUAAUCUAGCUAUUGAUUGAUGAUGGAGUUGGUUCAAGAGGACAUAGAAAAAAUUGUUUUGGUUAAGAUUUCAAUCUUGUUGGAAUUGCUGCAGGUGAUCAUAAAACUUAUUAAUCUUCAUGUGUUUUUGAUUUUGCAACUGAAUUCACACCACAAGGACAAUAACCUAAAUAAUCAGCGAGUAACUAAGGAAAAACAGUUGUCUUGGGAGGAAAGGGAGGCCACGUAGGAGCUGCUCCUUAAUAAGAAGAUGAAGAGGAGGAAUAAUUGCCUCCUGGAUGUGUAUCAGUUAGUACAUCAUCAGCUGUCAGUAUGAAAGGUGGACAAAAAGUUACAAAAAUUACAAAGACCUAUAAAUUCAAGGAUGGAUCUACCAAGAUAGCAGUCCAGACCAUCACAGAUGGAUGAUAUUUUAAUAAAUCAAUUAAUAUUCAGUUAUUUCU
This is a messenger RNA of Paramecium tetraurelia, 1502 nucleotides long. RefSeq lists its product as uncharacterized. The transcript has 5 exons. NCBI's taxonomy places the organism in Eukaryota, Ciliophora, Oligohymenophorea, Peniculida, Parameciidae. The record is from RefSeq and is a predicted model, not a curated record.